Messenger RNA from Lampris incognitus (smalleye Pacific opah), 2022 nucleotides. It is a transcript of the gene zc3hc1, whose product is annotated as zinc finger, C3HC-type containing 1. NCBI's taxonomy places the organism in Eukaryota, Metazoa, Chordata, Actinopteri, Lampriformes, Lampridae. Gene Ontology annotation, molecular function: zinc ion binding. The transcript is spliced from 10 exons. The record is from RefSeq and is a predicted model, not a curated record. Gene Ontology annotation, cellular component: nucleus. The coding region runs from base 1 to 1467 and encodes 488 amino acids.
AUGGCGGCUCUCGGGGAUCGUUUUAGCAAUUCCAACCAACAAAAGUCUUCCUUGGUUUCUCCAGAGAAAGUUCGCAAUCUUCUUAACGAAGGUGUGUCGGCCGAAGAUAAAUCAAACAGUUUACGAGGGGAGGUGCCAGAAGCGAACAGCAUCAGUCAAACACCCUGUGAAGCAACCAACAAAGAAGCCUUUUUCUCCAGAGUGGAAACCUAUUCAUGUUUGAGAUGGGCAGGUAAGCCCCGAAUACUCUCCCCUCUGAGGUGUGCCAGAUAUGGCUGGAUCAACGUAGGCUGUGAUAUGCUCAAAUGCCCCAGCUGCCAGGCAUUCCUUUGUGCAUCACUGCAACCAACUUUGGACUUUGAAAAAUAUCAAUCCCGCAUUGCACAGAUAUCAAGACAACUACAGACACAGCAUGAGAAGUUCUGUCCUUGGCCUGACUUCCCAUGCCCAGAGCGGUUCUGUCUGAUUCCGGACUCUGAGCCCUCGGGAUUGCUUGCUGCCUUUUUAGAACGCUUCCAGAGUGUCUGUCUUCUAGAACAGCAACUGCCUGCCAUGAAGCCAGAACAGCUGAAAUCCAUGGCUUUGACUGAGGAUGUUGUCAGCAUUCUGCUGCAGCUGAUUGAGGAAGAGCAGAAAAAACAGGGCGGGACUUCAUCUGCUGAUCCUUUGGCUGUCCAGGUGGCUGCCUGCAUUGUUUCUCUGUGCGGCUGGGCUGCAAGCCCAGCUUUGCAUGCUAUGAACCUGCCCAUCCUCACCUGCUCCUUCUGCAUGCGCAAGGUGGGCUUGUGGAACUUCCACCAGAUGGAGGGGACGGGGGCAGAGGGGGAUACCUUUCCAAUUGCUCUCAGCCCCUCUGGCCAAACACCAACUUCUGCUCCUGCAGUCACACAGGAGAACCAGGGGGACCAGAGUGCUCCUCUCCCAGCCAUCAUAUCCAUAACCCCCAGCCGCAUGAAGCUGAGGAGCCAGGACACCACCCGAUCUGAUCAGGUUGAAAGUACUUCAUCUCCCCUGGUGUCGCGUACCCGCAGCAGGGACUCCCCUAGUCCCAAUGAGGAGCUACCAAGCCCCCUAAGUAGAGGCAAGAGGCCUGCAACCCGGAGUCGAGGGCAAGGGGAUGGAACAGGUGGCGAUGGGACCACCAGCACUCAACACUCUUCCAAACGCAUUCGCCUCUCAUCAGCUGGUGGUCCUGAGGGACCGAUACAGAGAAAUGUGUUUGACCCACUUGCACAGCACAGAGACUGGUGCCCCUGGAUCAAUGUGAGGAAAGAGAAUACUGACCCUGGAGCUAUACCCAACAUGGAUGAAGACUCCCCAUUGCAUCAGCAGGGGUGGAAGGCUGCUUUGGACCUCCUCAUACCCAUGAAAAAGAACUCCAACACAUCAGUGAAGGGCCCUCAUGACAAGUCUAAAAGAGUGUUUGCUAUAUUUCGUCAGUGGCAGGUAUCCUCUCUUUCUCAGUAGACUUGUUCCACCUUAAGAAGGCAUCAACAUUCUGACGACUUUUCCCUUUAUUGGAGUGGGGGGGGGGGUUGCCAGGUUUGUUGAGGCACAGUGUAUGUUUCCUGUUCCUUAAAAGCCGUGUUUACAGCCAAAAGGUUUUUGUAAGGCAGGGAAUUAAAUGGUGUUUUCUGUCAAAAGGAAUAUUGUCGUCUUUGAACAAGAAACUAUGUCAAGGUUUGCCUGCAUGGUUGUUGAAAACAUUUGGAUGCUGCUGCAUAGAUGGAUAUUGAGAUGUACAACAACCAGGGGAUAUAUUUAGGGGUGGGACGAUACUGGAUCGAAUUCCGAAUCGUUCGAUACGUCCUUCACGGUUCGAGAUGCUCCCCAUUUCGCGAGAUCAUGUGUUAUUAACAAUAGAACGAGCAGGAUUUCACUUCUACCUAAUGAUGGCAGGUUUUUAAACUCUAUAUUCUGUCAAGAUAAAUACCCAAUUGAGAUAUAACUGAAUUGCAUAUGUUAGUAUGUCUGUUAGGAAACGACUGACACCAAAAUUAAAAUUUUAACAGCUUUAAUACU